Molecule: messenger RNA, 1338 nt
Organism: Fusarium proliferatum ET1
Lineage: Eukaryota; Fungi; Ascomycota; Sordariomycetes; Hypocreales; Nectriaceae
Exons: 2
Coding region: 1-1338 (445 amino acids)
Source: RefSeq, a predicted model, not a curated record
AUGUCUAGUUUUAUCGAAAUCGAAACCAGUCCUCUCCUGGCAGAAUCCAACACUGAUGAAGCCAAGAGAGUCCGAGACGAGGCUAAGGCUACACUGCAGCAGAAACACCCGACUCUUGUUGACAUGGCUGCCAUCGACAUACUGAAGGUCUUUGGAGCUAUGAGAGAGGCACGACUUGAGAUUGCGGAAUUAUGCAUUUCAAUAUCUUUUCCUCUCGUUAUUCUACAGUGCCGUUCUUUAAGCAACCUUCUGGCAUCUCUGUCUGCAUUCGAUGACCAAGGGAAAGUACCCGAAAUGACGUGGCAUGCACGGAAUCUCUCCAUAUUGGGCAAACUGGAAAAUGGAUUUGGCUACUCGUGGAGAUACCAGUGGUGUAUUGUGUUCGAACGCUGGAGUAAUCAAGUCAAGGAUCAUCACUGGCUCGGUGACAAGACCGGCGACUUGCAGAGCAACGUUGCCCACGUUCGGCCUAUUUUCCUUUCUGUGAAAGAGGCGUUUAUGCAGAUUGACAAGAUGGCUGGGACAUCUCUAGUGGACUUAUUGUCGGAUGUACAGCACGCUUUUGACAUGUUUGAGCAUAGGUUGGCGGAAUGUUCGGCGAAGGCCGAGGAAUUGCGUGUCGAACAAGAACGCCCCAAGCACCUCUCACCAUUCGUCAAUUCUUCUAGUGGUCAAUCAUGGUCGAGCGGCUCCAAUAUUCCAUCUGGUGGCAUUACCCAAAGAACCUCAUUCGGGAGAGAUGGUAACGCCACUGCAGUCCAGGUGGACAACAGUUCUACCAAGCCCAAGGAGAGGCGAUUGACGAAGCUACGACAGCGCUUUAGCAUCAACCCUGACGCACGUGAAAACCAUUGGACAACUCUCUUUGGACUUAGCAAAUCACCCGUUGUCCUGAUCCUUACCGCCGCAAUGCCACCAACCAUCUACUCUACCAUCCUAUGUGGACCUCCGGAUGCAGUACCUGCGUUAGACAGCAACUUCUACUCAACGCUCAGUCAGUUCAUCUCAUCACUCGCAGGACUGUACGUCAUCGUGAAACCAAUAUUCAGCGGUAAUAAGAAGGACAAGAUCAAGACAAGCUUUCCUAAAACAUUCUACACGAUGCUCACACUGUCGUUGCUGACGAGCCUGACGAGCGCGGUCGCAUACGCUUGGAGCCCAGCGGCUAGUAUCCCGCUGGCAUACGUGUCUGGACUGACGCUUAAUAUUGCGACUCUCCUGAUUAUUCAGGACUCGGGGAAUCAGAUCAAAGAGACUAACAGGUACAACGAGGACUUGGUAUUUGCUGUCAAUGAGUUGGAAAUGGAACUGGCAGAGAAUCGGGCGGAGAGAUCGUAA